AUGACUGAAAUCAAUAUAAACAAAGCUGGAGUAUUCAAGACAAAGAUUGGGAAAAUUGUCCUCCUAGCAUUACUCAGUAAAGAAUACCUGGUGAAUGGUAGGCCUGUCAACUUGGUCCCCCUUUCUGCUCAUUCAGAUUCAGGAAGUGCUUCAAUGCUUGCUCCGGCUGCUAAAGCCACAGUGCAAAAUAGUUCUGCGACUCACAGUAUGGAGGAUCGCUUAAAAGAAGCUCAACUCUUUGCCAAGCAAAAUGAACACUUUGAUGAGAAGAUGUAUAUCCCAAAUGAAGAUAAAAAGGAGGAAUCUGAUCUGCCAGCCAUGAAGACAGGAAGGAAAUUAUUAGGUUAUCGGCUUGUCAAUGAUUCAAAUGAGAUGCCUGGUUUUGUGCCAAUCUUGUUGCUGGUUGUCAUAGCGGCAAUAUUUGUGAGAGUACAAUACUUUGACAACCAGCCCCAAGGGGGAAAUAGGCGUGGUGGUGGUGGUGGGUAUCCAGGGGGGUAUGGGGGUGGUGGUGGGUACCCUGGGGGCUCUGGGGGGUAUGGGGGUGGUGGGGCUUGUAGUGGUGGGGCUUGUGGAAGACGUUGA
Messenger RNA from Melampsora larici-populina 98AG31, 585 nucleotides. RefSeq lists its product as uncharacterized. Bases 1 to 585 code for a protein of 194 amino acids. The transcript has a single exon. The record is from RefSeq and is a predicted model, not a curated record. NCBI's taxonomy places the organism in Eukaryota, Fungi, Basidiomycota, Pucciniomycetes, Pucciniales, Melampsoraceae.